AGUUGUAUUUCACGAUUCAUCCCCACAAUCGUCAAAAUAGUAAUCAAUUUAUGACCAUUAACCAGUCAUUUAACAUCAAAUCAGCAACCGUUUUUUAUAAAAUAUUGCAGUAGAUUGUCAUUUGACUCUGGUUGGAUUUAGAAUUUCCAUUGGAUAUGGCUGUAUUUAUGUUGAAUAUCUGCAAGUUUAAUUCAUGUGGAUUAACAUUUAAAAGCCUUGGACAUUUAAUUCAACAUAUCGAGGAAACACAUAUUGAUGAUGAUCCAGAUGUUGAACAAACAGAUCAACAACAACAAUGUAUACCCUUGAGUUAUGCUCUUCGUUUUUUGACAGAUUCAGCAAAACGAGAACUUUUGAAAACAGGUGAUUAUGUACGAACAAUCAAUCAAACAACAGGAUCCUUGACAAAUGAUAAUAAAAUCAUUACACCAGCUGGUAGUGAAGCAGACGAAGGAGAUCUCACUAGUGAACCAGAAGACAGCAACGAUUCAUUUGAGGAAUUGUCAUCAGAUUACAUUCUUCGUCAUGGCACCAGGGUAAUCAGUCAAGGUGUCAGGGUAAUCACCAAAUCGAGUAACAAUGCAGACAAACCAUUUGCUUGUCCAGUGGAAGGAUGUAAUAAACGAUAUAAAAAUGUAAAUGGUAUAAAGUAUCAUAAAAAAAAUGGACAUAAGAAUGAUGGCAAAAUUUACAAAGCAUUCAAGUGUGCAUGUGGAAAGAGUUACAAGACUCCUUACGGACUGAAAAAUCACGCUGCUGCACAGCACAAUAAUUGUGCAUCAAUGCAAUUAAAAUCACCUCAAGUGAAUAAAAAAUCAAAAACUGUUAAUGAAAAUGAAUAUGUUCGUCCACUUAUUGUUAAAAUACCAAAGGUAAAAAUACCAGCAAUUGAAGAUCAUGGAUAUAUAAAAUCUGAUCUGACAAUAUUGACUGAAACUGAUAUUGAAAGUGAUAAUGAACUUGGAAUUCUCACCCCAGCCUCGUCACCAUCACUGCCAAAUAAUAGUCCUAUUAAAAAUGAACAAAAAGUAAUUCCAGCUAAAUUUGAACAGAUGCGAACACUUCAAAAAUAUUUGACAACAAUUCCAUCAAAUUCAAAUACACAACGUCGUAAUGUUGGUAGUAAAAAGUGAGUUCUAGUCAUGACUGCCAAAAAAAAAAAAAAAAACGAUAAUAAAAAAAAAUUAUGGAAAAGUAUUCCUGGAGUUCAAAUGAAUUUGUGAUUUUAGUCAGCCAUAUUAUUAUUGUUAUUAUUAUUAUUAUUAUUAUUGUAGUUAACUAAUUUUUUUUUCAUUUGCCAUGAGUGAAUAGUAAUAAUAACAGU
Aphidius gifuensis is the source of this 1324-nucleotide messenger RNA. Its product is annotated as juxtaposed with another zinc finger protein 1. Lineage: Eukaryota; Metazoa; Arthropoda; Insecta; Hymenoptera; Braconidae. The transcript is spliced from 6 exons. Gene Ontology annotation, cellular component: nucleus. The coding region runs from base 156 to 1133 and encodes 325 amino acids. The record is from RefSeq and is a predicted model, not a curated record.